AUGGCAUUACGAAGGAUUCAAGAUGAAAAUGCUUAUCAAACAUGUGUAAGUCAAGCUCGUUCACUGAAUAAUUUAGAUAAACGUAUUAUUUGUCCAAAUUAUACAUAUGUAUUUUAUGCUGAAUUGGAAAUUAAUUUAAAUUGGAAUUUUCAUGAUUGUUCAGAACGAUGGAGUCUGUAUUUUGUAAAUAUUCCUCUACCAAUAGGAUGGAAUUAUAACUUUGAUGUGAAUGAUUGUACUCCUGCUCAAAUAUUUGUAUACCCAUAUGAUAAAAUAAUAAUAUGUCACAAUGCAAAAAUAAAGUAUCGUUGUUCAAUUUGUAUAAAUGAAUGGACAACAGCACGUGGCAGAGCUAUAUUUCAAGCAGAAUUCCCAAUAAUUGGUAAAUAUAAUUUUUUAUGUGUGGAUCUAUGUACACAACAAUGUCGAUUAUGUGGAGAAGAAACUCAACCAUCGUGGUAUUUGAAUGAAGCAACUCGAGUCAUGAAAAACAUAUGUCGAAUACUAAUAGAACAAUUUUAUCCACAUCGAAAUUUUACAUUACCAAUAUAUCAAACGUCUCCUUCCGAGGAAGAAGAAGUUCAACAACGAACAAGUCAAACACAUGGUCAUCACCAUCAACAUUUAUGUCGAGCUUGUCGUGAAGGAUAUUGUUAUGAUUCUCAUCGACAAUAUCAACGAAGAAAUUAA
Rotaria sp. Silwood2 is the source of this 690-nucleotide messenger RNA. The record is from the annotation of a GenBank genome assembly. Lineage: Eukaryota; Metazoa; Rotifera; Eurotatoria; Philodinida; Philodinidae.